AUGUCCUCUUCAAGCGCAGCUGCCGAUGAUGAUUUCGCUAACCGAAACAGCAGUUUCUCUGUUUAUGACCCCAACCGUCUCUCUGGCGAAGGCUCCCCUAUGAUGAUGUCCCCAUGGAACCAAUCCUCUUCGCCUUUUACGAAAUCUUCUUGGUCGAAUUUCAGUGAAACCGCGUCUCAGAAGAUUCCUCUGAAUGGCCUAAUUGGUUCCCUUGUUCGCGAAGAAGGCCAUAUUUAUUCUUUGGCUGCUAAGAAUGACAUUCUUUAUACUGGUUCUGAUAGCAAAAAUAUUCGUGUUUGGAAGAACAUGAAAGAAUUUGCAGCGUUCAAAUCCAACAGUGGCCUUGUUAAGGCAAUUAUUAUAUCGGGGGACAAGAUUUUCACUGGACAUCAAGAUGGCAAAGUUCGAGUUUGGAAGAUUAAUCCCAAGAAUCCAAGCGUCCAUAAACGUGUGGGAACUUUUCCUACCUUCUUCGACAUUUUCAAAGCUUCCAUUAGGCCAAGCAGCUACAUUGAAGUGAAGAGAAACCGAACCUCGCUUUGGAUCAAACACGCCGAUGCUAUUUCUUGCUUGAGCAUCGAUCAAGAAGAAGGGCUUCUGUACUCUGCUUCAUGGGAUAGGACUUUUAAGGUUUGGAGAAUUGGGAAUUCUAAGUGCAUUGAAUCUGUUAAGGCCCACGAUGAUGCGGUAAACUCGGUGGUGGCGAGCGUCGAAGGCACGGUGUACACUGGCUCGGCCGAUGGGACAGUGAAAGUCUGGAAAAGGGAACAAAAAGGUAAGGUCAUAAGGCAUGCCCCGGUGCAGACUCUUCUGAGUCAAGAAUGUGCUGUUACUGCUUUAGCAGAUAACAACUCGGGUUCGGUCGUCUACAGUGGGUCGUCCGAUGGACUUGUGAACUUUUGGGAGCGUGAGAAGAAGCUGUCCCAUGGUGGCGUCCUCAAGGGGCACAAAUUGGCCGUACUCUGCCUUUCUGUGGCUGGGAAUCUUGUGUUCAGUGGGUCAGCUGACAAAACUAUCUGUGUGUGGCGCCGCGAUUCAGCCGUGCACACUUGUCUCUCGGUCUUGACCGGUCACACCGGACCGGUCAAGUGUCUUGCGGUGGAGGAGGACAAGGAAUCGACAAGUGGCGAGCAGAAAUGGGUCGUGUAUAGUGGAAGUCUUGAUAAAUCUGUCAAGGUGUGGAGCGUUUCGGAUAUGACGUUCGAUCCAAAUCAAAUGGCUAUGAUGCACCAAGGCCAAGGGGGUGGCAAUUGGGAUUCAAUACCAUCAGCAAAAUAUUGA
Molecule: messenger RNA, 1281 nt
Organism: Fraxinus pennsylvanica
Lineage: Eukaryota; Viridiplantae; Streptophyta; Magnoliopsida; Lamiales; Oleaceae
Source: the annotation of a GenBank genome assembly